Messenger RNA from Vanderwaltozyma polyspora DSM 70294, 345 nucleotides. RefSeq names its product peptidylprolyl isomerase FPR1 (gene FPR1). The transcript has a single exon. Bases 1 to 345 code for a protein of 114 amino acids. Lineage: Eukaryota; Fungi; Ascomycota; Saccharomycetes; Saccharomycetales; Saccharomycetaceae. The record is from RefSeq and is a predicted model, not a curated record. Gene Ontology annotation, molecular function: peptidyl-prolyl cis-trans isomerase activity.
AUGUCUGAAGUCAUUGAAGGUAACGUUAAAAUUGACAGAUUGUCUCCAGGUGAUGGUGCUACUUUCCCAAAAGCUGGUGAUUUAGUCACCAUUCAUUACACUGGUACUUUAGAAAACGGUCAAAAAUUUGAUUCUUCCGUUGACAGAGGUUCCCCAUUCCAAUGUAACAUUGGUGUUGGUCAAGUCAUUAAAGGUUGGGAUGCUGCUAUUCCAAAAUUGUCUGUAGGUGAAAAGGCUAGAUUGACUAUUCCAGGUGCUUACGCUUAUGGUCCUCGUGGUUUCCCAGGUUUGAUUCCACCUGAUGCUACUUUGAUCUUCGAUGUCGAAUUAUUGAAGGUCAACUAG